AUGGAUGCUAACUCUUGGGCUGCUCGUCUGUCCUCUGCCUCCAAGCGCUAUCAGUCUGCGCUUCAAUCUCGAUCUGGUAAACGCCUCUUCCUGUUAUUUAUCUUCUUUUUCAAUUGUAUAAUGGAUUUUUCAUCUAGGGUUCUUGAUAGCGGUUUGAGUUGUUUUAAUUUUCAUUAAAGAAUUCAUUUUCGAUGCUUUAUGUGCGUAAGGAUGGAUGUAUUUGUCCUAUUAUGUCCUAGAUUGAGCUCGUUGGGUUUACUAUUUUGUGUAACAUGUCUUGAGAGAUCUUUACUAUGGCAUGAACUUGUUGUCUAUGUAACCGUAGGAUGGGUUGAAUAAAAUUAUUUGAGGUUGUAUUUCGAGCUCGCUACACCUUCACAUCGAAUGAAAAAUGGUAAACUUGUGUGUAAUUUUGCCAUAUUGACGUUGGUUUCCUAUGUGUGUGUCUUGUUGUAGGUAUGAGAUGGGAUAGUUUCGAUGCCGAUAUGCUGACGGGGUUUGAGGAAAUCGAGAUGGAUGAUGAUAUAAGGGAGGAAUAUCCAUGCCCUUUUUGUUCAGAGUAUUUCGAUAUCGUGGGACUUUGUUGCCACAUAGACGAUGAGCAUCCUGUAGAAGCUAAGAAUGGGGUAAAGUUCAAUUUUUUUAUGCAUAACGAUUAAGUGUUUAGGAACAGAAUCAUUGGAAUGUAGGAUAUUUCACGGGUAACUUCCAAAUGGAGUACCAAAAGAUUAUUUCUUAAUUGAUUAAUGACAUGUAUACAUGGAUUCUUACAUAUGUUUUGAGGUAUGCAUUUUCUUCCUUUUAUCUCUUCGUGGAGAGGUAGACAGUUCGUUUUAAGGACCCUCGGCUUUGUGAGCUCUUGAAGGUCAAGGCUAUAGCAACUUCAAAACAGUCAAACAACUUACCAGCUCUUUGUAUCCCAUCUUUUUAACAUUUUCUUUGAUCUGGUCAAUGUAUUGCACUUGAGUUUGUUUGUUUGCCGUGAUUGUUCUAGAACACUACCUUUUGUUAUGAAUUUCUGUUUCACUUUGUCAUACAUGGUCUCCUUGCCCAUUGCGUAUCUGGUGUGAUAAUUUCAGAUGUCAUUUUGUUGAGGUGUUAAUUAAUCAUAAGGUUAAUCUUGCAGGUUUGUCCAAUUUGUUCAAUGAGGGUUGGUGUCGACAUGGUAGCUCAUAUAACCUUGCAACACGGAAACAUAUUUAAGAUAUCCUUUAUUUUUUCGUAUUUUAUUUUUUUUUAUCUGUUUUUGUGGCUAUACUGUGCUUGUCUUCAACUUUUACCCUCCAUUCUUGAAUGGAAAUAUUUUUUUAUGUGGUCUGUUUGGGACUAAAAGGCUAUAAUGUUGUUGUUGUUGUUGUGGCUUGUUUGUGAAUAUGACUCCAAGAAUAUUGGGGUUGGACUUCAAUGGAUUUUUUUUUUCAACGUGCUGACUUAUACAAGUAGCAAUAAGCAGAAAUCUGCUAAUUUUACGAAGUUCAUGUUAAUAUCAUACUCAGUGGGCUGUUUCAUGUUAGCUGUACUAUACCUGUAUAUCUCCAUGCCCCCUUGAGAUCCUUGACUACAUAGUACAUGCAGCGCAAGAGGAAAUCACGAAAAGCUUCGCAUUCGACUCUCUCUUUCUUGAGGCGGGAGCUGAGAGAAGGGAAUUUUCAGUCCCUUUUUGGUGGCUCCUCCUCAUGCAUCGGGUCCUCAAAUAAUGCGGUGGCAGACCCGCUGUUGUCAUCAUUCAUUUUGCCGAUGGCUGAAGAUUAUGAAAGUGUUCCAUCACACACUUCAGCUGAAAAAACUUUAGUUGAGAAAAGCGCGAGUAAUGGCAUUUCAGAUAGGUAUAUAUCAGUUGAUUUCCUUUUCUUUUUCUUUUUUUUUUUAGCGUUUUAUGUAACAUGUUUUCAUCAAGAUUCACUAUUAUCGUUAACGCGCGUGAUGCUUGGUGCAAAUAUAUAUACUACAUUAUUUUGGUCACACUUGAAUUUGAUAGAAAAUUAGCAUCGGUGUCUGGUUUACACGUGCAACUCUACUCUUUAUUUUUCAAUAUAGAGUAGUAGUUCAGAACUACUAUAAAAAAUAAUAAGAGAUAUCUCCUGAGGUCUUAGUUUUUGCUGUGGAUGUCAUUUAUGUUCGACAUUGCUGUCGAAUGAACAAAGAGGCAGGAAUAUCUUGGAUUUGUUUGGUAGCUACUAAUCAUUGUCGCUCGACUUUAUACCUUAGCAAAACCUAGAAGUAUUUGAACAUGCUCGUCAAACAUAUGCAUGCAUGUUUCAAUGAAGACAUUGGGGGUCUUCUGAUGGAGCUUAGUGAUCACUUCUCUCGCGUCAUUUUGAUGGGAUUACGUAUAAAAGCCGACUUGUUCUGAAGUAAUUCUUCUUUAUUAGAAAAAAAGUUUUAGCGAAUGUAGAAACAAAAAUAGAAGGCCAAAAAGAAAAAGAGUAAUGUCCUUUAGAAUGAGUCUGUUAGCUGGCUCGAUGCAGUCGUUCCACCCAUUGACUGAGUGAGCUUUUGUUUGUCGCUUUAAAAUCAUCUAAGAUAAUUUUGAAGUCAUGGAUAUGUAGCUUUAAUGAAUUGUUCCGUUUCACCAUUAGAGAUAAGUUGUGAUGUGCUUAUUGAUCAGUUUGUGAAUUCCCAUGCUUUAGAAUCUUCACUGUCCGUAGAAGAAAAAAAAUAAUUAUUAUUGUUUACAUUUACUGAAUUCACGCUUUUGUAUACAGAAAAGCUGAGCAGCCUCCAAUGUCGGUUAAAGAUAAGGAGGAGAAGGCAAAGAGGAGUGAGUUUGUGCAGGGAUUGGUCUUAUCGACAAUGAUGCUCGAUGGUAAUUUAUAAUUUGUGCAGUGGCACUAGGCUGUGGCGGAAGAUGGUGCGUGCGGAAACUGCAAGAGAGUACGGCCUAUUUCAUGGCCCAUAUAUGCCCGGACAUGUAUUGAGAUGGAAAGCGAGAUAAUAAGUUUGUAACAAUAAAAUGUAAAAAUUAUGUUGGUAGAAAUAGUGCUAGUUUCCUGCAAGACUCAUGUGUUUGGUUUCGUUAUAUGUGUUCCUUUUUUUUUUUGGUAAAAGAAAUUAUAUUCGUUGUGUUGCAUGCUUUGAUGAUGUUACCCUUAUGGAAUCAAAGACAUCAUAAUUUGCAUCUUGAGUGUGGAUAUUGGUGAUGAUUUUGUGUAUUGGGACCUCUAGUCAUAAUCUUGUUAUCAAUAGAAGAAGGUAACUACGCCCUUAUCGGUAAAAAUUAUCGUAAUGCGAUCAAGGCGUUGUUCUGUGGCUUGAAAUUAGGAAAAAUCUCGUCCCAUAGAAGUGAAGUGGUCAUGCAGCGUUCAAAAGUGAGUGACUCGAGCGUUCAAAAGUGA
This is a messenger RNA of Striga hermonthica, 3335 nucleotides long. Lineage: Eukaryota; Viridiplantae; Streptophyta; Magnoliopsida; Lamiales; Orobanchaceae. The record is from the annotation of a GenBank genome assembly.